This is a messenger RNA of Aspergillus pseudotamarii, 1016 nucleotides long. RefSeq lists its product as uncharacterized. The coding region runs from base 263 to 808 and encodes 181 amino acids. The record is from RefSeq and is a predicted model, not a curated record. Lineage: Eukaryota; Fungi; Ascomycota; Eurotiomycetes; Eurotiales; Aspergillaceae. The transcript has 2 exons.
ACCCGUUUUCCCGCGUGGAGGUUGCCCCAUGUGGCGCCAAUUUAAGUUCUUGCUUGGCUGAACUCUACUCCCCACCCUGACCCUACUUGACCUUGACCUGUCUUUCUCUCUUCCUUCUCCAUCCAACCGGUUACGCCUUCAACUGACUUGAUAUAUAGAACACCCAUCAACUAGGGUUGUCCCUAUUAAAACCGAGUGCAACACACCAAAAGUUAACGCCCAACUCUCUACACACGAACCAUAACGAACCCAUAAACCCAAAAUGAGCGAAUCCCUCAUCCCAAUAAUCUGUCUUCACGACAUCCCAGCUCAAGUUCUCACCUCAAUUAUCACAAAAGCUUACGCGCAAGCCAUCGAUAUAAACUCACCCCCAACGCUCCUACUCAUAGAAAAUACCGGAGACGCGCUAUGUAGAUACACCCAUGACGAUGCGACGUAUCCUCCUGUUGAUUCUUCAUAUAAAUCACCCUUUCUGGGGUGGGAGGUUAAUGAGGUAGUUCGGUUCUUGCGUGAGUAUGCGACGGGGACUGUUGUGGAUGAAUUUGUGUUUCUGAUUGGGGAUUGGAGGACCCUGGAGGAUGAAUCGCUUUUGUUAGUGAAGCGUCUUGGGGAGGGGGAGUUGGUGGAGUCUGUUAGAGUUGCUGCGGAGUUUGUUAAUACCAAAGCUGUGGCUGUGGCUGUUGCUGUGACUGAUGUGUGGGAGUUACGGGGCUUGGUUGAUGGGGAUGGAGUGUUUAGAGGUGGGCGUGGUAAUGGGGAGAACUCGUUGCUGAGAAAGGGGAGGAAGGCGCCGAGGAAACAGCUGUAGAAGCUCUUGUGGUAGGGAAAUGAACGGUCUGGAUAGAGACUUCUGUCGAUUAUGUGAGGCUCAGCCAGGCUAGAGACCAGCUGAGUUUUCCAUAACUAUGUUGGGGAUGGCCUUCGGUACGUUUGAUUAAAGUAUGGCACGCUAACAGCUGUUUCCUAGAUGGGGCAUAUGGCCGAUAUGAUUAUGGCAUGUAUGGUUCCUGUGUGGG